AUGGGCAACUAUAAAUCGCGGCCGUUGACUUCUUGUUCAGAUGAGUUGAAAAAGAAAAUAUCGGAAGGUUAUUCGGUUGUAAGAAGUCGAUUAAAUGAUGAUAUCCGACCGAGAACUACUACUGGUUGGAAUGAAUUACAGAUUGCUGCGUUGUAAGUUAUAGAAACUGGGGGAGAGGCGGUCUCUUUGAAAAUUAUUCUCUCCGUUUUUUUUUUCAGCGAAAAAUCACCUGAAGAUUUCAAAAAUCUUCUGAAAUUGGAAAACGUUGAAUCAACAUCAUCUCAAUCGUUAACCCUUGUUCAUAUCAUUUGUGCUGGUCACAGUAAUUCGGUAACCCCACAUUCACAAUUUUAUCGUUUUCAUUACAUUUUUCCUUUCAGCAAUGUCAAAAACUGCAAUCAAUAUUCGAAAUUCUCGAAGAAGAUCGAAAAAAGUCAUUGAUCUCCUCAAUCAGUUCGAAUGGUUUUUCUGCUUUGCAUAUUGCAAUUUAUAAAGGGGAUAAAGAUCUUGUCAGUUUUCUGAUAUCUUCUGAAGUCGAUUUGAAUCAAUCGGGUCGUCAUAAAUUGCCGCCAUUGCAUUUGGCAUCAAUGACUGGUGAUGUCGAUAUUUUGACACUUCUUUUGGAUGGUGGAGCUGAUAUUCAUUCGACUGAUUUUGUACAUUUUACAUCCUUGCAUUGUGCUACUUAUUUUAGUAACGAAAAUGUAAGUGAAGAAUUUUGUGAGCUGGAGGUUUUUUUCGACUCACCAAGUUUUUAAUGGUAUCUAGGAUUUCUUAACUAUUGUAAUCUUGAUCCACUUUGAUCUACAGUAGUCAGUUCUUUUAAAUUUUCAAGUGGACCAGAAAAAAUUCUAACCACCCAUCUCUCACCCUUCAUUGUUUUUCCGAAUUUCAGAUAGUUCGAGUUUUAUUAUCUCGUGGAGCAGAUGCAAAUCUUGGCGGAGCUGUCAAUGAUCGACCAAUUCAUCUGGCAGCUGCAAAAGGUCUUGCAGCAAUUUCGAAACUUUUAUUGGACUCAAAAGCAGAUCGUGAGUUUUUCCUUGUUCUUCUCUAUCGAUACUUUAAUAAAAAAAAGAAUUUCAGCACUUUUGGCUGAUGAUGAGGGAAAUCAAUCAUUGCAUUAUGCUGCAAAAUCAGCGAAUUUGACAGUUCUCAAUUUGUUACUCAAAUAUGUUCGUGGAAAUCAUGAGGUAUAUCAGUUAACUCAAUCUAAAUUUCAAAAUAUAUGUCAAAAGAAAUUUUUGUAGAGGAUAUGCGCACGUAAUUUAUACGGCGACACCGCCCUUCAUCUUGCGUGUUAUUCUGGUCGACUUGAUGUUGUGAAAACGCUUCUCGAAUGUUCGCCAACAAACAUCGUGAAUCUGGAAAAUGUGUUCAGCGAAACAGCGUUGCAUGCUGCGUCCACAGGUGGAAAAUCGAUUGAACUCGUUGCUUUUCUUUGUAAAUAUCCGGGAGUUGAUCCAAAUUAUCAAGGGCAAGAUGGACAUACUGCACUGCAUUCUGCGUGUUAUCAUGGGCAUCUGAGGAUUGUGCAGUAUUUAUUGGAGAAUGGGGCUGAUCAAAGUUUGGCGUCGAGAGCAUUUGAGGGAGGAGCAUUGAGACAACAAGCUGGAAAUUCUGUUGGAGCGAGAAUGUCGAAAGUUGCGAGUGCGAUUAUGGCAUUGAAUAGAAGUGAUACACCGUCUUCAAAUGCUUCAUACAACUCGACUAUUUCAAUUGAUGUAAGUGUUGAUUAUUCGAAAAAAAAGCAGAUACUGAAGGGCAUUUUUUACAAACCCCCUGAACUUUUUUCCUAUUUGAAAUUUUCAGGAUCAACAGACUCCAGUCAUCUGGGCUUAUGAACGUGGACAUGACGCAAUUGUGGCACUUCUGAAACACUACGCUAAUCGAACAACCGAAGGAGAUGUUUGUAGUGAAUACAGUUCCGGUGAAUCAUCUUACACACCACUUCCAUCUCCAAUGGGAAGACUAACAUCAUUAACUCGCGAUAAGGCUGAACUCCUCCAACUGCGAUCAGCUCUCCCAGCUCCGUUUCAUUUGUGUCUAGCUGAGGUCGAUUUUCAAGAAUCGAUUGGUGCUGGAUCAUUCGGAAAAGUUUAUAAAGGGACUUAUCGUGGAAAAUUGGUAGCAGUGAAAAGAUAUCGAGCAAUGGCAUUUGGAUGUAAAUCAGAAACUGAUAUGUUAUGUAGAGAAGUUUCGAUUUUAUCAAGACUUUCGCAUCCGAAUAUUGUUGCGUUUGUUGGAACUUCGCUAGAUGAUCCAAGUGUAAGUUUUAAUGUUGGAUGAAGCUUAUAACUUUGAUUUUUUCAGCAAUUUGCAAUAGUCACCGAGUUUGUAGAAAAUGGUUCAUUAUUUCAUUUGUUACACGAAGAAAAACGAGUUCUAGAUCCAGAUUUUCGGUUACGAGUUAGUCUUGAUAUUGCAAGAGGAAUGUUAUAUCUUCAUGAAAGUGCUGCAAAACCAGUUAUUCAUAGGUGAGCAGAUUUUAAAGAAAAGUGGGAGCUUCAGUUUAAAGGCUGCAGAUCUAAACUUUCGUAAUCCAAAAAAAAAUAUUUAUUCCAGAGAUUUGAAUAGUCACAAUAUUCUUAUCCACAACGAUGGUCGAAGUGUUGUUGCCGAUUUUGGAGAAUCUAGAUUUGCUAGUCAACGAGAAAACGAGAAUCUUACUAAACAACCUGGAAAUUUGCGUUGGAUGGCUCCUGAAGUAUUUUCACAAUCUGGAAAAUAUGACAGAAAAGUGGAUGUAUUCAGUUUUGGUUUAGUUGUUUGGGAAAUUCAUACAGCUGAAUUACCAUUCGCAAAUCUGAAACCAGCCGCUGCGGCAGCGGAAAUGACGUAUAAACGGGGAAGACCAACAUUGCCAAAUCAACCAACUCCACAAUUUCCUGCUCAUAUUCUCAAUCUAAUUCCACAAGCAUGGCAUCCUGAGCCUGAAUUUCGACCGGAAUUCUCGCAAAUUGUUACACUUUUAGAGCCGCAUGUAGUUGAUGCUCACACAGAUAUUCUAGCGCCUUCAACAGUUUCACAACUCAAAACUCAGUGGGAACAAUUGAGUAUUGCACCACCGCCAAGACAAGGAUUCCCACCAAUGUUGUCUUCGUUACACGGUAUUUCGUCGAGUGGAACUGUUGAGGAACUUAGACAAAGGAUUGAUAGUAACGGUUAUGUUAUUAAUAAAUAA
Molecule: messenger RNA, 3181 nt
Organism: Caenorhabditis angaria
Lineage: Eukaryota; Metazoa; Nematoda; Chromadorea; Rhabditida; Rhabditidae
Source: the annotation of a GenBank genome assembly